AUGUCUGGUGCUGCGGCUUCACUCGACAUUGGCCUCAUUUCGGCCGUGAUCUCCAUCAUCGAGACUACCAAAAAGGUGUAUGACGCCGCCCAAGAUGCCAAAGGUCAACCUGAAGUGUUCGGCAAGGUUGCUGCCAAACUUCCACUGGUGCUAAAAAUCCUCCAAAAAUCAAAGUUAGAAGCAGGGAAAGGCGACGAAGACAGACAGGACGAAGUGGAAAUCACCAUGGAAGCAUGCAGGGCUAAGGCAGAGAAAAUCCAGAAGAUAUUCUUCAAGGCGGCACGUAAAGACGAAGACGAGGUGCAGGUAAAGGCGCUUACAGAUGCCAUCAAAGAGAUGGACGAAAUGCAACCCUCAAUCGUUGGCGACACUGCUGGUGCAAUCAAUCAGUCAAACAGGGACGGCGGACACAACUUUGCAUGA
This is a messenger RNA of Fonsecaea erecta, 423 nucleotides long. RefSeq lists its product as hypothetical. Lineage: Eukaryota; Fungi; Ascomycota; Eurotiomycetes; Chaetothyriales; Herpotrichiellaceae. Bases 1 to 423 code for a protein of 140 amino acids. The record is from RefSeq and is a predicted model, not a curated record. The transcript has 2 exons.